AGUCAAUUUGAUGAUUUGUGGAGCAAGUACUCUAUCUACUCAGCUAGAGCAGCUGUUUGGCCUGACAGUCACAGACACCCAGCUCUUGUCAAGGUGAAGAAGGAGUUGAAUCUGCUGCAGAAACUAUGCCGCCGCCUUCCUAAAGGUCUGAAAGAAUGGCAGGCGCUUUUAGAUUUGAAGAAAAAGAUUGAUGACUUCAGUGAGUCAUGUCCCUUUGUUGAGCUGAUGGCUAACAAGGCUAAUGAAGGAAAAGGAUGUGUGUGCAUCCUCUCAGCUGUGAAGGAGAAGGAUAUUGAAGCCAAACUUAAGGCAGUGAUCAGUGACUGGAAUGGACGAACUAUCACUUUUUCCAACUUUAAGGCUUCGAGGAGAACUCCUUCUGAAGGGAGGUGGAUAAUGACAGAGACCAUUUCCCGCCUGGAGGACAGUUUGAUGAUUCUCAGAAAUUUUGCAUUUGACAGAUACAAUGCACCCUUCAAGAAAACCAUCCAGACAUGGGUUGGUAAUCUGUCCAAUACUACAGACAUUCUUGAGAACUGGAUGACUGUACAGAACCUCUGGGUGUACCUGGAAGCUGUCUUUGUUGGUGGAGAUAUUGCCAAACAGCUACCUCAGGAAGCCAAGAGGUUCCAGAAUAUAGACAAGUCAUGGGGCAAGAUCAUGCAGCGUGCACAUGAGGUCACCAAUGUUGUUCAGUGCUGUGUUGGGGAUGAAACCAUGGGACAACUCCUACCUCAUCUGCUGGAGCAGCUAGAGCUGUGUCAGAAAUCUCUCACAGGGUACUUGGAGAAAAAGAGACUGGUGUUUCCCAGGUUCUUCUUCAUCUCAGAUCCCUCUUUGCUGGAAAUACUUGGACAAGCAAGUGAUUCUCACACAAUUCAGUCUCACCUGCUAGGGGUGUUUGAGAAUGUCAAUGAAGUGGAGUUCCAUGAAAAGGACUAUGACAGAAUCCUGGCCGUUAUUUCCAAAGAAGGGGAAAAAAUCAUACUUGAAAAAAAAGUGAUAGCCCAGGGAAAUGUUGAGAUAUGGCUAGGAGAUUUGCUGAGGGAACAGAUGAAAUCACUUCAUGGUGUUAUCAGAGAUGCUUUCAGGACCAUUAACGCUCCGGAAUUUGAACUUCUUGGAUUCCUUAACUCAGUCCCAGCUCAGGUGGGCUUAUUGGGUAUCCAAAUGUUGUGGACCAGGGAUGCAGAGGAUGCUCUGAGAGUGGCCAGAUCAGACAAGAAGAUUAUGCCAACCACCAAUCAGAAGUUCCUUGACCUCCUGAAUAAACUCAUUGAGCAGACAACUCAUGACUUGACCAAGGUGGAGAGAAUCAAGUACGAGACUCUUGUUACCAUCCAUGUGCAUCAACGAGACAUCUUUGAUGAUCUGGUGAAACUUCAUAUCAAGACUCCUUCUGAUUUUGAGUGGUUGAAACAAGCAAGAUUCUACUUCAAGGAGGAGACUGACCAGUGUAUUGUACAGAUCACUGAUGUAGACAACAUCUACCAAAACGAGUUCCUUGGUUGUACUGAUAGACUGGUCAUUACCCCUCUAACUGACAGGUGUUACAUCACACUAGCCCAAGCUCUGGGGAUGUCUAUGGGAGGUGCCCCUGCAGGACCUGCUGGAACUGGCAAGACAGAGACAACUAAAGACAUGGGCAAGGCUCUCGGCAAAUAUGUCGUUGUGUUUAACUGUUCUGAUCAGAUGGACUUCAGAGGACUUGGACGUAUCUACAAAGGUCUAGCACAGUCAGGUUCCUGGGGAUGUUUUGACGAGUUCAACAGAAUUGAGCUGCCUGUGUUGUCCGUGGCAGCCCAGCAGAUCUACAUUGUUCUCACAGCCAAGAAAGAACGGAAAAAGGAGUUCAUCUUCACUGAUGGAGACAAUGUGGAACUGAAUCCAGAAUUUGGAAUAUUUCUUACAAUGAACCCUGGUUAUGCAGGUCGACAGGAGCUGCCAGAAAACUUGAAAGUACAGUUCAGAACAGUUUCUAUGAUGGUUCCAGACAGACAGAUCAUCAUGAGGGUGAAAUUGGCUGCAUGUGGUUUCAUAGAAAAUAUCAUCUUGGCCCAGAAGUUCUACACACUCUACAAGCUGUGUGAGGAACAGCUCUCCAAACAGGUUCACUAUGAUUUUGGUCUGCGGAACAUCUUGUCCGUUCUUAGAACACUUGGUGCACAGAAGAGGUCUCGACCCAAUGAUACAGAGAGUACAAUUGUGAUGAGAGUGUUGAGAGACAUGAACCUGUCCAAACUGGUUGAUGAGGAUGAACCUUUGUUCCUGAGUUUGAUCGCUGACUUGUUCCCUGGCAUUGUACUGGACAGUGCCUCAUAUGCUGACCUACAGGUUGCUAUUGCCAACCAAGUAGAUGAAAUGAUGCUCAUCAACCAUCCUUCCUGGAAUCUGAAAGUUGUGCAGUUGUUUGAGACCCAGCGUGUCCGUCAUGGCAUGAUGGCACUUGGCCCCAGUGGGGCUGGCAAAUCCUGCUGUAUCCAUGUGUUGAUGAGAUCCAUGACUGAUUGUGGCAAUCCACAUCGAGAGAUGAGAAUGAACCCCAAGGCUAUCACAGCCCCACAGAUGUUUGGUCGACUCGAUGUUGCCACCAAUGACUGGACUGAUGGCAUCUUCUCAACUCUGUGGAGAAGAACACUCAAAGCUAAAAAAGGCGAGAAUGUGUGGAUUGUCCUGGACGGUCCUGUCGAUGCAAUCUGGAUUGAGAAUCUCAACUCGGUGCUGGAUGACAACAAAACUCUCACCCUGGCCAAUGGUGAUCGUAUCCCCAUGGCACCCAACUGCAAAGUUGUCUUUGAAGUGCACAAUAUCGACAAUGCCUCCCCAGCCACUGUAUCUAGGAAUGGUAUGGUGUACAUGAGCAGCUCUGCUCUGGACUGGAAGCCAAUUUUGCAGGGCUGGCUGCGAACAAGAAAUCCCCAGGAAGCAGAAAUACUGCAGACUUUAUAUGACAAAAUCUUUGAGGAUGUCUACCUGUAUGUCAACCUCAACCUUUCUGCAAAGAUGGACACACUUCAGUGUAAUCAAAUUAGACAGUCGUGUGAUGUGCUCCAAGGUUUGAUCCCAAAGAAAGAUGACAAGGGUUGUCUCCCCGCAGACCAUCUGGAGAGACUGUUCAUCUUCGCUCUGAUGUGGAGCCUGGGGGCCAUGCUGGAGCUGGAUGACCGAGUCAAAAUGGAGGAAUUUAUGGUGGCCCACUCCAGCAAGCUCAGUCUGCCACCUUUCAGAGAAGGGGAAACCAUAUUUGAAUACCUUGUCAAUGAACAAGGUGGGUGGGAGCACUGGUCAAAACGUGUGGAAGAGUACAUCUACCCGUCUGACAGUGUGCCCGAGUUUGCAUCCAUUCUGGUACCGAAUGUGGACAAUGUGCGAACCAACUUCCUCAUUGAAACAAUUUCCAAACAGAACAAGGCAGUGCUGCUGAUCGGUGAGCAGGGUACAGCUAAGACUGUGAUGAUUAAGGGGUACAUGGCCAAGUAUGACCCUGAUGUCCACCUCAGCAAAAGUUUCAAUUUCUCUUCUGCUUCCACACCCAUGAUGUUCCAGAGAACAGUAGAGAGCUAUGUUGAAAAGAGGAUGGGCAGCACGUACGGACCUCCAAGUGGUAGAAAGAUGACAGUGUUUGUGGAUGACAUCAACAUGCCUACCAUCAAUGCGUGGGGGGAUCAGGUAACAAAUGAGAUCACUCGUCAGAUGAUGGAGAUGCAUGGAAUGUACAGUCUGGACAAACCUGGAGACUUCCUGUCCAUCAUAGAUGUACAGUUUAUUGCAGCUAUGAUUCAUCCUGGCGGAGGUCGCAAUGACAUUCCUCAGAGACUCAAGAGACAGUUUUGUAUUUUUAACUGUACUCUGCCUUCAAACAGUUCAAUCGACAAGGUUUUUGGUGUCAUUGGCGAAGGCUAUUUCUGCGCUACCAGAUUUAGCCCAGAAGUCUGUGAAUUUGUCAAAAUGCUUGUUCCGGCUACCAGAGUUGUCUGGCAACAGACAAAGAUCAAGAUGCUGCCCACACCAGCCAAGUUUCACUACAUCUUCAAUUUGAGGGAUUUAUCUCGAAUCUGGCAGGGUAUGCUGACAAUAGCUGGUGAGGAGUGCCAGUCUAAAGCUAUGAUACUAUCUCUGUGGAAACAUGAAUGUACACGAGUCAUAGCUGAUAGAUUCACCAAUGCGGAAGACAAACAAUGGUUUGAUGGUGCCGUGACACAAGUGUUGCGAAACCAGGCAGGUGAUGAAGCUGUGAACGAGAUGGACCCUGAGCCCUACUUCGUGGACUUCCUCCGAGAUGCACCUGAACCCACUGGAGAGGAGGAAGAUGAUGCUGCACUGGACGCACCCAAGGUCUAUGAAAAGAUUCCCAGCUACAGUUUCCUGAAUGACAAGCUACUGCAAUAUGUUGUGCAGUACAAUGAAGUUGUGCGAGGUGGCCAUUUGGAUCUAGUCUUCUUUAAAGAUGCCAUGGUGCAUCUUGUCAAGAUUUCCCGUAUCAUCCGUACACCGAGAGGAGCAGCUCUUCUUGUUGGUGUGGGAGGUUCAGGGAAACAGUCUCUCACCAGACUGGCCUCCUUCAUUGCCGGCUACCAGAUCUUUCAGAUCACCCUCACCAGGUCAUACAAUGUGUCGAAUCUGAUGGAUGACUUGAAGUUUCUGUACCGGGUAGCAGGAGGUAAAGGUCAAGGCAUUACCUUUAUCUUUACCGACAAUGAGAUCAAGGAUGAAUCCUUUUUGGAGUAUCUAAACAAUGUUCUCAGCUCUGGCGAGGUGUCCAACCUGUUUGCCCGUGAUGAACUGGAUGAGAUCACCCAAGAACUGAUAUCUGUGAUGAAGAAAGAUCAGCCUCGGCGACCUCCCACCCAGGAGAACCUGUAUGAUUAUUUCAUAUCUAGAGCCAGAAACAAUCUACAUACAGUGCUCUGUUUCUCACCAGUUGGUGAGAAGUUUCGCAACAGAGCCCUGAAGUUCCCUGGUCUGAUAUCUGGAUGUACAAUGGACUGGUUCAGCAAGUGGCCUCGGGAUGCCCUUGUGGCUGUGUCUGGCCACUUCCUCAACACCUUCCCCAUGGAGACGUCUGAGGACGUCAAGAAGCAGGUGGUGGACACUAUGGGAGUCGUUCAUGACAACGUUGCUUCAGUCUGUGUGGAAUACUUCCAGAGGUAUCGGAGACAGUCACAUGUAACGCCCAAAUCGUACCUGUCCUUCCUGGAUGGGUAUAAGAAUGUGUACAAGGAGAAACAUUCAAUCAUUGGUGAGAUGGCCAGCAGAAUGAAUACAGGACUGUCCAAGCUGAUUGAGGCCAGUGAGUCUGUCGACAAACUCAGCAAGGAGCUAGUCGUCAAGGAGAAAGAACUGGAAUUGGCCAACAAGAAGGCAGACAAGGUGUUGGAAGAGGUGACAGUGAGUGCACAGGCUGCUGAGAAAGUCAAGGCUUCAGUGCAGAAGGUCAAGGACAAAGCGCAGAAGAUUGUAGAUGAGAUUAAUACCGAGAAAUCGUUUGCUGAGGAGAAGCUGGAGGCAGCCAAACCUGCCCUGAAGGAGGCUGAGGUGGCACUGCAGACAAUCAAGCCAUCUGAUAUAUCUACCGUGAAGAAACUUGGAAAGCCUCCUCAUCUGAUCAUGAGGAUCAUGGACUGUGUGCUCAUCCUGUUUGGGAAGAGGCUUGAUAUUGUACAACCAGAUCCAGAGAGACCUUGUCCUAAGCCGUCAUGGAGCGAGUCUCUCAAGUUAAUGAGUGGAUCAGGUUUUCUGACCAGCUUGCAGACCUUUGUUAAAGACACCAUCACAGGCGAGACUGUAGAGUUGUUGCAGCCGUAUUUGACAAUGGAAGACUAUGCUUUAGAGACAGCUAAGAAAGUGUGCAGCAAUGUGGCUGGUCUGUUGUCCUGGACUACAGCUAUGGCUUUCUUCUAUGGUAUCAACAAGGAAGUUUUGCCACUGAAGGCUAACCUGGCCAAGCAGGCAGGUCGGUUAGAUAUUGCCACAAAAGAGCUGGACAAUGCCCAAGCACAGCUGGAUGAAAAGCAGAAGGAAUUGGAUGUGGUGCAGGCACUGUAUGAUUCAGCCAUGAAAGAAAAACAGGAACUGAUGGAUGAUGCGGAGUCAUGUCGAAGGAGAAUGGUUGCAGCCUCAACUCUUAUUGGAGGUCUUGGAGGAGAAAAGACCAGAUGGACAUCUCAAAGCAAAGAGUUCAAGGCUCAAAUUGACAGACUUGUCGGGGAUGUGGUUCUGUGCACAGGCUUUCUUUCCUACUCAGGGCCAUUCAACCAAGAAUUCCGCACCAAACUGCUGACCAACUGGCAGAAAGAGAUGUACAAGAGGAAGAUUCCAUUCACUCACGACUUGAAUGUCACCUCCAUGCUGGUUGACACCGCUACUAUUGGAGAGUGGAAUAUCCAGGGUUUGCCCAAUGAUGACCUGUCAGUACAGAACGGCAUCAUCACAACAAAGGCCACCCGCUACCCACUGCUGAUUGAUCCACAGGGACAGGGCAAGAGCUGGAUCAAAAACAGGGAGAAAGAUCAUGACCUGCAGGUGACGUCCCUCAAUCACAAAUAUUUCCGAACUCAUUUAGAAGAUGCACUGUCCUUGGGGCGACCUCUGUUGUUGGAGGAUGUGGAGGAAGACCUUGACCCUGCCCUAGAUAAUGUUCUUGAGAAGAACUUCAUCAAAUCUGGAUCUACUUUCAAGGUGAAGGUUGGGGACAAGGAAGUUGAUGUGAUGAAAGGAUUUUAUCUCUACAUCACCACAAAGCUUCCCAAUCCAUCAUACACUCCUGAAGUAAUGCAAAAAACCUCCAUCAUUGACUUCACUGUCACCAUGAAGGGUCUGGAAGACCAGCUCCUGGGCAGAGUUAUCCUCACUGAGAAGAGUGAACUGGAAGCUGAGCGAGCACAACUCUUGGUUGAUGUGACGGCGAACAAACGUAAGAUGCAGGAACUGGAGGAUAAUCUACUGUUCAAGUUAACAAGCACAAAGGGCUCUCUGGUAGAUGAUGAGUCUCUCAUAGAAGUGCUGUCAGUCACAAAGAUCACUGCUGCUGAGGUCAGUGAAAAGCUGACAGUGGCCGCCGAGACGGAAAUCAAGAUCAAUGAAGCUAGAGAAGAAUUCAGGCCAGUGGCGAACAGGGGAAGUAACCUGUACUUCCUGAUUUGUGACAUGAGUAUCAUCAACUGCAUGUAUCAGAUCUCCCUCAACCAGUUCCUGGGCAUCUUUGACAUUUCCAUGGCCAGAUCUGAGAAGAGUCCUGUUCCUUCUAAGAGAAUCCACACUAUCAUUGAUUACUUGACGUUUGAAGCCUUUCGUUACACAUGCCGUGGGUUGUAUGAGGAACACAAAUUCCUGUUCACCUUGUUGAUGACCCUGAAGAUAGAUAUACAGCAUGGCAAAGUGAGAAAUGAGGAGUUUCAGACAUUCAUCAAAGGUGGGGCUGCUCUUAAUCUAAAUGCUGUUCAGCCCAAGCCCUGCAAGUGGAUAUCUGACAUGACAUGGCUAAACCUGGUGCAGCUAAGUUCCCUACAGCAGUUCUCUGAGAUUCUUAAUCAGGUUCCAAGGAAUGAAAAAGGCUGGAAGUCUUGGUUUGACUCUGACACUCCUGAGGAAGAGCAGAUGCCUGAUGGCUACAGCUCCUCACUAGAUGCCUUCCGUAAACUGAUGCUCAUAAGGUCGUGGUGUCCAGAUCGUACCAUUGCCCAAGCCAGGAAGUAUGUGAGUGAUUCAAUGGGAGCCCGGUAUGCUGAGUCUGUGAUACUGAACCUAGAGGCUACGUGGGGGGAGAGCGAACCCUCCGUCCCCCUCAUUUGCCUCCUAUCCAUGGGCUCUGAUCCAACUAACCAGAUCGAGUACCUGGCAAAGAAGCUGCAAGUUGAUUUCCGUGCCAUUUCAAUGGGACAGGGUCAAGAGGUUCAUGCCAGGAAGCUUGUCAAUCAAUUCAUGCAGAAUGGUGGCUGGGCAUUGCUUCAGAACUGUCACUUGGGAUUGGGCUUUAUGGAGGAACUGAUUGACAUCUUGGCUGAGGCAACUCAGAUGCAUGAGCAGUUCCGUGUGUGGAUUACAACUGAAGUACACCCUCACUUCCCAAUCAGUUUGUUGCAGCUCUCAAUCAAGUUCACCAAUGAGCCUCCACAGGGUAUCAAGGCUGGCUUGAAGAGAACUUAUGCUGGUAUCACUCAAGACUUCCUUGAUGUGUCUAGUCUUCCUCAGUGGAAACCCAUUCUCUAUGGCGUGUCUUUCCUUCACACUGUUGUACAGGAAAGAAGAAAGUUUGGUCCACUAGGUUGGAAUAUACCAUACGAGUUCAACACAGCUGACUGGACAGCGAGUGUGCAGUUUGUACAGAAUCAUCUGGAUGAUAUUGACAUCAGAAAGGGUGUCUCAUGGACCACUCUCCGCUACAUGCUAGGAGAGGUGCAGUAUGGAGGCAGAGUCACUGAUGACUACGACAAGAGACUACUCAACACUUUUGCCAGAGUUUGGUUUGGAGACUUCAUGUUCACAGCUGCUUUCCAGUUCUAUCAUGGCUACAAGAUCCCCUCCUUACGAACAAUUGAGGACAUCAUGGGCUUCAUAGAGAAUCUUCCUUUGGUGGACUCCCCUGAAGCUUUUGGUCUACAUGGUAACGCUGACAUCACAUACCAGACCAACCUGGCCAACUCAGUCCUUCAGACAGUGAUGAGUAUCCAGCCAAAAGAUACAGGGGGUGGAGGAGGAGAGACCAGGGAGAGUGUUGUGUACAAGCAGGCAGAAGACAUGUUGGAAAAACUGCCUCGGAAUUAUAUUCCUCAUGAGGUAAAAGAGCGUCUAAAGAAGAUGGGCUUCCUGACUCCAUUAAUCAUCUUUCUGAGACAAGAAAUUGACCGCAUGCAGAGAGUCAUCACUGAAGUGAGAACCACACUGACCGAUCUCCGGCUGGCCAUUGAAGGAACCAUCAUCAUGAGUGAGAACCUGCGUGAUGCCCUGGACAACAUGUUCGAUGCGCGAGUUCCCAGCUUGUGGAGGAAGAUCUCAUGGCAGUCCUCCACCCUGGGCUUCUGGUUCACAGAGAUGCUGGAGAGGAAUGACCAGUUUCAUCGGUGGGUGUUCGAGGGCAGGCCCGAUGUCUUCUGGAUGACAGGAUUCUUCAACCCUCAGGGUUUCUUGACUGCAAUGCGACAGGAGGUGACCCGUGCUCACAAAGGGUGGGCCCUGGAUUCUGUCACUCUACAUAAUGAUGUGAUGAAGACUUCUAAGGAAGAUAUAACAUCACCCCCUGCUGAGGGUGUAUAUGUGUUUGGGCUGUAUCUGGACGGUGCUGGAUGGGACAGGAAGAACUGCCGUCUAUGUGAGUCAACUGCCAAAGUGCUGUUCACUUCACUGCCUGUGGUACACAUGUUUGCCAUCAACUCUACAGCUCCCAAGGACCCACGACUCUAUCAGUGUCCAAUCUACAAGAAACCGCACAGAACAGAUCUCACAUACAUAACCUUCAUAGUUCUCAAAACCUCACAGAGUCCAGAUCACUGGAUUCUUCGGGGUGUUGCUGCACUUUGUGACAUCAAGUAAAGUGUCAGAUCCACAGUUGUCACUGUUACAAACUUUGGCAACUAUGUGUUCAAGAUAUAGAGUGAUAUACAUCUUAUUCUUUGUGUGGCAUUCCUAAUUCAUAUUGAUGAAGGAUUAACUGGUUGUUCUCAAAACUUGCAAUAUGAGUAUUCUCAAAACUUUGGAACUGUAAGUUGUACAUAUACUGUGAUAAUAUUCAGUUUAAAAAGUCUAAGACUUAACUGUUGGAUAUUGUUCUGUUGUGCAGUUGCCUAUUAUUUUGUUAAGGAUUUAUUUAUAUAUUUAAGGGCAUGUUAUUGUUCUCAAUGUUAAUGUUUUGUUGUCUGUUUUACAUGAGAAUAAAUUGGCUUCAAUGAAA
This is a messenger RNA of Haliotis rubra (blacklip abalone), 9886 nucleotides long. Its product is annotated as dynein axonemal heavy chain 8-like. Gene Ontology annotation, molecular function: dynein intermediate chain binding; minus-end-directed microtubule motor activity; ATP hydrolysis activity. Lineage: Eukaryota; Metazoa; Mollusca; Gastropoda; Lepetellida; Haliotidae. The record is from RefSeq and is a predicted model, not a curated record. Gene Ontology annotation, cellular component: dynein complex. Gene Ontology annotation, biological process: microtubule-based movement.